Punica granatum (pomegranate) is the source of this 3532-nucleotide messenger RNA. The record is from RefSeq and is a predicted model, not a curated record. NCBI's taxonomy places the organism in Eukaryota, Viridiplantae, Streptophyta, Magnoliopsida, Myrtales, Lythraceae.
GCGGGUGGCUUUGGUGCCCGCUUUUUCCAUUUCCUAUGGCGGAUUUCGUCUCACCGGUUCUCUCAACCUCCGGCGAUCUUCUCUCCGAUUUCCCUCUUCGCAGAAACCCUAGGACCCGUGCUCCAGCUUCCACCAUUGCUACUCCGAUCAAUUGUCCGGAAUCCACCCUCGGUAUUGCCUCCCAGCGCUCUUGAUCCAUUUGCUGCGUUCGUGUCGAUUAAUGGCAGCUCCUGAGACCAGCCGGAGAGGCUCGGCUGUUGGCAUUUCUCCUCUUGUCCUUCCUUUCCUCCCCGUGCAGCUUUCAAUGCGUUAAUGCUGUAUUCGUAUCGAUUGGGUUGGAUGACGGUUUCGUGAAGCUCGAGGGUCGCGAUAGAGAAUCAUUUCGUCAAUGUCGUUUGUGUCGUGUGCCGAUGGAAUUUGAGACCUUAAAGGAUAGGCGGAGCUGAAUUUUGAAGGCGAGAGAUCCUUAAAUUUGUGGCUCGACAGAUAUAUAUACGAACAGAGAGAUGGCGGAGGAUGGAGGAUCUGAGCGAGGGGAUACAAUGCAUGCUACAGUGUCCAUGGACUCCACUGAGUCGCGCUGGGUGUUUCAGGAGGACGAGUCUGAUAUUGAGGAUGACGAAGGCGAAGGCUAUGAUGAUUCGCCCGCCUUGGAUUCCGACGAUGACAAUGCCGAGCAUCGGUUGAUUCGGACGGGCCCUCGCGUUGAUUCUUUCGAUGUGGAAGCCCUAGAGGUCCCUGGGACCCAAAGAAAUGAGUACGAGGGUUACAGUCUGGGAAGAAGAUUUGUGAUUGCAUUUCAGAUCCUUAGCGUUGUAUUUGGUGAUGUUGGAACCAGUCCAUUGUAUACUUUCAGUGUGAUGUUCACCAAGACACCUAUCAAUGGAGAUGAAGAUGUUCUUGGAGCAUUAUCUCUUGUCCUCUACACGUUGAUUUUAAUCCCUUUGAUCAAGUAUGUCCUUAUUGUUCUUUGGGCCAAUGAUGAUGGUGAAGGUGGUACCUUUGCCUUGUACUCAUUGAUCUGCAGGAAUGCCAAAGUCAGUCUUCUGCCUAAUCAGCUUCCAUCAGAUACUCGUAUAUCAUCCUUUAGGCUUAAGGUGCCAUCUGCUGAACUUGAGAGAUCGUUAAGGAUCAAGGAAAGACUCGAGACAUCACUGACUAUGAAAAGGCUUCUUCUGAUAUUAGUACUUGCUGGAACUUCCAUGGUGAUUGCUGAUGGGGUUGUUACUCCUGCAAUGUCAGUAGUGUCAGCUGUUGGUGGUUUAAAAGUUGGUUUGGCUGCGAUUAAUGAAGACGAAGUGGUGAUGAUUGCAGUUGCCUUUCUCGUAGUUUUAUUUAGUGUUCAGAAGUUCGGAACGAGUAAGGUUGGGCUUGCAGUGGGCCCUGCUUUAUUUAUAUGGUUCUGUUCUCUUGCUGGAGUUGGGAUUUACAAUAUAAUUAAAUAUGACACUAGCGUCUUCAAGGCUUUCAAUCCGAUCCACAUCUAUUACUUUUUCAAGAGAAAUACAAGCAAGGCCUGGUAUGCCCUCGGUGGUUGUCUCCUAUGUGCAACAGGUUCAGAGGCCAUGUUUGCAGAUCUUUGCUAUUUUUCUGUGCGGUCGGUGCAGCUUACUUUUGUUUUUCUUGUUCUCCCUUGCCUUCUUCUGGGAUACCUGGGUCAAGCUGCCUACCUUAUGGAAAACCAUGCAGAUUAUGAGACAGUAUUUUUCUCAUCUAUUCCAAGUGGAGCAUUCUGGCCAGUCUUAGUUAUUGCUAAUGUUGCUGCCCUGAUUGCCAGCAGAACAAUGACCACAGCAACAUUUUCUUGCAUAAAACAGUCAACAGCACUUGGUUGUUUUCCACGUCUGAAAAUCAUCCAUACGUCUCGGAAGUUCAUGGGACAGAUAUAUAUACCGGCCAUAAAUUGGUUUCUGAUGGUUGCUUGCGUGAUCCUAGUCUGUGCUGUUUCAAGCAUUACUGAAAUUGGAAAUGCAUAUGGCAUUGCUGAGCUGGGAGUGAUGAUGAUGACAACUGUCCUAACGACCAUCGUAAUGCUCCUCAUAUGGCAGAUAAAUAUCAUCGUGGUGCUGAGUUUCGCCAUCAUAUUCUUGGGGAUCGAACUAACUUUCUUCUCAUCAGUCCUCUGGAGUGUGGGAGAUGGCAGUUGGAUAAUAUUGGUAUUUGCGGUAGUGAUGUUUCUUGUGAUGUACAUAUGGAACUAUGGAAGUAAGCUGAAAUAUGAGACUGAAGUCAAGCAGAAGAUGUCCAUGGAUUUGCUCCGAGAUUUGGGUCACAACCUCGGGACAGUCAGAGCUCCUGGGAUUGGGUUGCUCUACAAUGAGCUGGUAAAAGGCAUACCAGCUAUUUUCGGCCAUUUCUUGACCACUCUCCCUGCGAUCCACUCCAUGAUAAUAUUUGUCUGCAUUAAGUAUGUCCCAGUCUCUGUUGUGCCUCAGAGUGAGAGGUUUCUCUUCCGACGUGUCUGCCCCAAGAACUACCACAUAUUCCGUUGCAUUGCCAGGUAUGGAUAUAAGGAUGUUCGGAAAGAGAACCACCAGGUCUUCGAGCAGCUGCUGAUUGAAAGCCUGGAAAAGUUUAUUCGCCGGGAUGCCCAGGAACGGUCACUGGAGAGUGAUGGGAAUGAAGAUGAUAAUGAUUCUGAGGAAGAGUCCACUUUUUCAAAGGUUGUGAUAGCUCCUAAUGGUAGUAUGUACUCUCUUGGGGUCCCGCUCCUCUCAGAGUACAUGGAAACUAAUACUAACUCAAUAUCUGAGGCCGGCACAUCUGAAGAGAUAAGACCCGCUCCUCCUGCAGAAGACUCGAGCUCUGAUGCUGAGCACAGCCUCGAGAGGGAGCUAUCGUUCAUUCGCAAGGCCAAGGAGUCCGGGGUUGUCUAUCUUCUUGGUCACGGUGACAUUAGGGCGAGAAAGGACUCAUGGUUCAUAAAGAAGCUGGUCAUAAAUUACUUCUAUGCAUUCCUGAGGAAGAACUGCAGAAGGGGGACCGCUAAUCUUAGUGUGCCCCACACACAUCUUAUGCAGGUCGGAAUGACUUACAUGGUCUGAUGGCUUACAUCAUUUGCCAUGAGUUUUGAGUGCACAAGUGAUGAAUCCCGAUGGAACCCCGGGCUGCCAUCUUCUCUUGUUGCUGCUGAUCUUACGGCCACUCAAACUUAACAGAAAUAUCUCCGAUAUUUAUUCCAUGGAUAUGGGAUUGGGGUCCAGUUGUUGACGGGAAUAACUUUUGAUCUCGACAGCCAAAUUGUGUUUGUCCUUGUAUUUAAUCAAGCUCCAACUGCCCGAUGGAGAAUGGAUUAUGCUCUCUCCAGUUGGUGAGUAUAAUGGCAGAACACCGGGUUUCCGGGUUUUCCCAUGCUUGGGGGUUGAGAGGGAAUUUGGGAGUCUAAUUUGAUGAGCAAUGACAUGAAACUCCGGAAAACUUAUGUCAUUGAAUUUGAUGCUUGGCUUUACGUAGCUCCUUUGUUUAUUUUCCUCCAUGUGUAGAUCGUCUGCGACUGAGUAUACGAAUAUGAGAAAACUAUAUACAGCUUUCA